AUGGCGGCGACUACGACAGCUACUGCUACUUCACUGUACCAGGCUCGUGUCCAUUUCCAGAAUCAGAACAAGGGUUUUGGGUUUCCGGCGAGAAUCCCUAACUCCCUGCAAGUACCCCAAAUCGUUGACGGGAGAAAGAUGAGAAAUGCCACUCUUCUCUCUGCUGCUUCCACCGAUAAAGCCGUUACCACUACUCAGCCUGUUUCCCCUACCUCAUGUGAUGAUAAAGUAAGGAGGCAUACAAUCUCGGUGUUUGUAGGUGAUGAGAGCGGUAUAAUAAACCGUAUAGCUGGAGUGUUUGCUAGAAGAGGUUACAAUAUCGAGUCCCUCGCUGUGGGAUUGAACGAAGACAAGGCUAUGUUUACUAUAGUUGUUCUUGGGACUGACAAAGUCUUGCAACAAGUAGUAGAACAGCUUCACAAACUCGUCAAUGUCAUCAAGGUGGAGGAUCUCUCCAAGGAGUCACAUGUAGAACGUGAGUUAAUGCUCAUCAAACUUAACGCUGAUCCAACCACCCGCUCAGAGAUCAUGUGGUUGGUAGAUAUCUUUAGAGCAAAAAUCGUUGAUACCUCGGAGCACACUCUAACAAUCGAGGUGACUGGAGACCCAGGAAAGAUGGUUGCACUAAAGAAGAACUUAGAGAAGUUUGGAAUAAAAGAAAUUGCGAGAACUGGGAAGAUUGCUCUGAGAAGGGAAAGGAUGGGAGAAACCGCUCCGUUUUGGAGAUUUACAGCAGCAUCGUACCCGCAUCUUAUAAACGGAUCAUCUCACAAUACUGUUGCUGAGAAAACAAAGCUAGCAUUGACUGGAAAUGGCAAUGCAUCACCAGGGGGUGACGUUUAUCCAGUGGAACCCUAUGAUGAUUUCAAACCGGUCCUUGACGCUCACUGGGGAGUGGUCUACGAUGAAGAUUCAAACGGACUCCGUUCACACACGUUAUCUAUACUUGUUACCAACGUCCCCGGAGUUCUCAAUCUAAUAACCGGGGCUAUCUCCAGGAGAGGUUAUAACAUCCAGAGUCUAGCUGUUGGCCAUGCUGAGAAAGAGGGUUUAUCUCGGAUCACUACAGUUAUCCCUGGAACUGAUGAAAAUAUAGACAAAUUGGUUAGGCAGCUUCAGAAGUUGAUUGAUCUUCAUGAGGUCCAAAAUAUAACCCACAUGCCAUUUGCGGAGCGAGAACUGAUGCUCAUCAAAGUAGCUGCUCCUACUGUUGCAAGAAGAGAUGUUCUCGAUAUCGCUCAAGUUUUCCGUGCUAAAGCCAUUGAUGUCUCUGAUCAUACUAUCACUCUUGAGGUUACGGGGGAUACCAGAAAAAUGGCUGCACUACAAACGCAGUUAGAGGUCUAUGGAAUCUGCGAGGUGGCUCGGACAGGAAGAGUGGCAUUGGUAAGAGAAUCUGGAGUGGAUUCAACUUAUCUUCGAGGAUACUCUCUUCCUUUGUAG
Arabis nemorensis is the source of this 1443-nucleotide messenger RNA. The record is from the annotation of a GenBank genome assembly. NCBI's taxonomy places the organism in Eukaryota, Viridiplantae, Streptophyta, Magnoliopsida, Brassicales, Brassicaceae.